CGGAAAGCGCAGCACACGUUCCUGCCCAUGCUUGUAGGCCGGGGGAGCUCAAGCCUAGAUGUCUACAAUCUGAAGCUCGAGUUCUUGCAGAUCACUGCCGAGGGCGCCUCAUACGGUGCGCUGCAAAGCUGUUUCCCAAGAGCUUGCUCUCUAAAUCAUCUACACAUUCAUCAUACAGGUAUAUUCUUAGCGGUGGCUAUUAUGUCGGCGAACAGUCUGAUCUCCCACUCUCCGGAACCCGGAUCUGGGUCUCUCGCGCGCAAAAUACUCCUCGGGAUCACACUGUUCAUGCUUCUCGGCACGACCACGCAUCUGGGCCUGCACCUCGGCUGUGUCAUCCUUGGUCUCGGUUACGGCAGCCAGAUGAAGCUCGCGCAUCUAAGCAUAGGACAGACCGUCAUAAGACGGAUCGUGUACUUUAUCAGCGAUGCGGUCGUUGUCUGGCGCGCCUGGGUGUUGUCGUCCCCGUCUCUUCCCGUCCGAUGGGUCCUGGCACUGCUUCUCGCCGCGACACUGGCGACCUCGAUGACUCUCCUUGCGUUCAACAUCAUCUCUCUCGAAACGGGGCGUGUAUACCCGACCCUAGAGCAGAACAUGCUUGGGACGUUCUGCCUGCUGCUGACGAACGCGUGCGCCACGGGCGUUGUAGGGUGGAAGCUUUGGUACUACCGCCGGAAUCUCAAGCAAUAUCUGAACCGGGGAAGUCGGCGAGGAACGGUAGAGGGUGUACUGGUGCUGUUGCUGGAAAGUGGUGCUGGUUAUUGCAUAUUCUGGCUUCUGACCAUGGUCGACGACUUUGGGUACAUGGGUGGUUUUGGAUUCGAGUGGUUCCAGCCGGGGGUCUCCGCAACAUACCCGACUCUGAUCAUUUUGCUUGUCUCACAACGCAAGAUGCUCACGAAGGAAGCCUUUUCGUAUGCGGGACCAACGCUCGACAUGCAGUCUAUUGUCAACGAUCAUGAGCCUGAGGGUGCGGUCUCUCCGCACAAGGACUUGACACGGUCUUCAAGUACCGUGAAUGGGCUCCUCUCCUAGGAGGGUUUGGACUUUCGGAAAAUGUACUAGGAAUGUAAUAAUAGAUCUGGUAAUAAUGGGGUGAUUCUUUGCGUGGUGCAAAGAACAGCGGUCUCCUGUGACUGAGAUCGACCCUUGAAUUAGAUAAUGUACACAUUGGCAGUUACACAGGUUACACAGAGUACAAUUGGCGCAGGAAGCCACGGGUGUAUGCGGGGCUUAGGAUUGUGGGUUCGGCGCAUGAUAGUCCAUUGUCGCAGCAAAUUCCUCAUCGCCCGUCAGAGUCAUCAUCCGCGCAGGCGCGCGCUCGUCCUCCGCAUCAGCAAUUGAUCCCUCCCGCUCUAUUCGUGACACGUGCGUAGCCGCACGCUGAGGGACUUCCGAAGCUCGCUUGGCCCGCGACUUGAGUAGAUUCGAAACAAGGACAGUGUCCCCUCGAUGCAGCGGCUCCUCGGUCGCAGAGUCGGGAGACACCGCGAGCUUGACAGGAUGCUCUCGGCGUGUUUCGCGUAGGUGCGUGGGGUGGGUCUGGCGGUUCAUGUCAUCAGGGUCGUGCGUUCGCGUACGUACUGGCAAGGCCGAUCGCUGGGAAUAUAACGAGGAAGAGGAAGCGGGGGACGGGAUUUCGGGUUUCGUUGGAUUGACUGUCGGCGGGAUGGGUGGCCCCGCCGGUAUCGUGAUGUGAAGCGGAGGAGUUCCCAGCCUCGGAGGGUAGCUAGCCGGUUGGACAGUCGGCGCCGUGUACAGAUCCACGUCGUCCAGGCUGCUGCGCCGCAGCGACGACAUCCCUUCCCAGUCUCGGGAAAGCAGUGGGUUCUCGGCAGAUUCCAGCCGCCGAUGGCCCGAUGCGAACAUCUUUUCGGGGUUAAAGCUGAGACACUCUUCCUCUGUGUCGGGGUGGUUCGCCCGUACAACAUUCCGUCUCCAUCGUCGAAGAAUCACGACACCGGCGAUGGUGAGAGCCGAGAUAAGGACGAGUCCUCCAAUCACACCUCCGAGUAUAGGUCCGAGGCUCGCACUAGUCGCAAGGCGGGGGGCGAUCGUCGGCAUAGAAGGACUAGAUGCGUAGGGAAAGUUUACACCAGGCCGAGGUGCCUCUGUUUAUAAGUAUGCCAUGCGAAACUCGCGAGGCACAGCAACGCCGGAUCGGACUGCGGAGUGUCGUCCGGGCACAGCCCUGCAGCACGGCAUGAUCUCGCCGUCAUCCAUUGACUAUUGGUUGUCGCCACAGGCGCAGCCCAUUCGCCAUCUCCUUGUAGGUUGCCGUUACAUAACAUCUGUGCAUGCCUGCACAUUAUGUAUGAAUCCGCUCGCACACUGUUUUCACAGCAUCUGAAGCACAUCCUGCGCGCCGCGGCUGUAGAGUAGGAAAAUGAAAUUGAGGGAUGUAAAGUCUGCAGCCAUCGUCCUGGAGCGUCGAGGCCAAAAUUCCUGGUGCAGAAAUAAGUCGAACGAGUGUCAAGGCCCAUAACAGGAAAAACUUAUACCAGAGUCACGUCCGCAUCACCUGUCAUGAGUGACGCAGCGAUGUCAAUCAGAGGCGAUGUAGGAUGUCUAUACUGUACCA
Messenger RNA from Mycena citricolor, 2581 nucleotides. The record is from the annotation of a GenBank genome assembly. Lineage: Eukaryota; Fungi; Basidiomycota; Agaricomycetes; Agaricales; Mycenaceae.